Messenger RNA from Pieris rapae (cabbage white), 583 nucleotides. RefSeq lists its product as uncharacterized. The coding region runs from base 83 to 562 and encodes 159 amino acids. Lineage: Eukaryota; Metazoa; Arthropoda; Insecta; Lepidoptera; Pieridae. The transcript has 3 exons. The record is from RefSeq and is a predicted model, not a curated record.
AAAAUGCAUUUAUUACAAAAACGUAACACUGUUGCUGUUAGUCCUAUACAGUUAAUUGUACACAUUAGAAGGGUCAUCCAUAAUGGGAGCUACAAAGUUAUGCAUUUAUACUGCAUUUAUAUUUGCUGUUGUCAAUGAAGUUUCGCCGUAUGAAUAUAACAACAAUGAUUCUGCUAACAGAAUAAGGAGACAAAUUCCAUUUGCCGACAUGAAUCCCUUCUAUUUAAGUUUUGAAUCAGACCCAUAUACGUCAGGUGUCCAUAACUUUGGUUUAAUGGUACCUCCACCAAUAAACUACGAAGUUCCAGGUGCUGAGAAAGCAUAUAGGUGCUCCUUAAUAAAAUGCGACCCUGGAACCCAAACAGGAGCAGUUUGCGCCUGCAAUUUUAAUACUGGCAAAGUUGUCUCCUUUAAGAAUCAGUGUGAUGUAAUUAAACACAACUGUAGAUUUGAUACAGAAUUUAGGGUCAUUUUACAUGAGAUUUGCCCAUGGGAGUUUCAGUCAAGAAGAGACAACAAGCCGAUGAAUUUUGAUUACACCAACUCGAAAUACUAUAAUUGAAUAAAAUGUUAAAUUUGCAGU